AUUAGUAGUAUUAAUAUAAGGAGCAUAAAGUCUAGUGAGAGACAGAGAGAGAAAACAAACUAAGGUGGAGUUAUGAGCUUGUUGUGUCUUUAUGGUAAUGUCCUUGUUUUCCUCUCAACAGUUAAAUGUUACCGAGAAUAGAAGCCAGCCGAAUAAUAAAAGCAGCCAAACCGGCACAUAGAAAGAAAGAGACUCACUCUCACACAAUUGACACAAAACACAAGCACACACAAAUUUCCUUUCUUUUUUUAAAGAAGAGAAGCAACACGUAAAGGAGAGAGAGAAAGAAGAGAAGAUGAAACAUAGUGCUUCCUCCACUGAUAUUCUCUGCUUCUCCAUUCCCUGAACCAAAAUUUUCAAUUUUUAAUACAUAUAAACUUCUGGGGUUGUUUGUUGUUGUAAAAGUUGAAGGCUUUUGGGGGGUGUCUGAUCCAUUAGGAUCAUCAUCAUUCAUCAGCACAUGGCAAAGCCAGGGGUGUUGGAGUCUGAUCCAGGGGUGAUGGUGAAGAAGGCCAAAGAGUUGAAGAGGGAGCUUCAGAGGUUGGUGAAGUCUAUUGUGCAUGAUGAGGAUUGCAGCACUGAGACCAUUGAUCAGGCCAAAGAGACUCUCUGUGUUCUCAAGGAGUUGAAGCUCAGAAACAGGUCUUCACUGUCUCUGAAGCUUCACAACAAGAGUGUCGCUUCUUCUUGCCCUGAUGAAUUCAAGUGCCCUCUUUCCAAGGAAUUGAUGAGAGAUCCUGUCAUUGUGGCUUCUGGUCAGACAUAUGACAGACCUUUCAUUCAAAAAUGGCUAAAUGCUGGAAAUAGGACUUGCCCUCGGACACAUCAAGUCCUUUCACACACUGUGCUUACACCAAAUCAUCUAAUAAGGGAAAUGAUUGAGCAAUGGUCUAAAAACCAGGGGAUUGAAUUGUCGAAUACUGUUCAAUAUAUUGAUGAGGAAGGUUUAAACGAAGCCGACCGUGAGCAUUUUCUUUGUUUGCUUAAGAAAAUGUCAUCAACACUUUCUGAUCAGAAGACGGCUGCAAAAGAACUGCGCUUGCUGACAAAAAAGUAUCCUUGUUUCCGGGUACUCUUCUGUGAUUCUGCAGAUGCCAUUCCCCAAUUGCUUAAGCCAAUUUGUGGCAGUGAUUCUUUUGGUAGUGUUCACCCUGAUCUCCAAGAAGAUGUAAUCACAACACUCCUCAACAUCUCUAUUCAUGAUAACAACAAAAAGCUAGUGGCUGAAACUCCUAUGGUAAUUCCUCUCCUUAUGAGAGCAUUGAGAUCCGGAACAAUUGAAACGAGGAGCAAUGCCGCAGCUGCGCUUUUCACUUUAUCAGCUCUCGACUCAAACAAGGAACUCAUAGGGAAAUCUGGAGUUUUGAAGCCGUUAAUUGACCUCUUGGAAGAAGGGCAUCCCUUAGCCAUGAAGGAUGUUGCUUCAGCAAUUUUUAACAUAUGUGUAAUGCAUGAGAACAAGGCAAGAGCCGAGAAGGACGGCGCAGUGAGGGUGAUUUUGGCAAAGAUAAAUAAGCAGAUUCAUGUUGCUGAGUUACUAGCUAUUCUUGCACUGCUUUCAAGUCACCAGAGGGCUGUUCAUGACAUGGGAGAUCUUGGAGCUGUUCCUAGCUUGCUGAGGAUCAUCAGAGAGAGCUCAUGCGAACGCAACAAGGAGAAUUGUGUAGCAAUCCUUCAAACCAUUUGUCUGUAUGAUAGAUCAAAGUUGAAGGAAAUAAGGGAAGAGGAGAACAGCCACAAAACAAUCUCUGAGCUAGCAAAGCAUGGAACAUCAAGGGCUAAGAGGAAAGCUAGUGGAAUUCUUGAGAGAUUGAAUAGGGCUGUUAAUAUCACACACACUGCAUAAUGUCUCUUGAGCCCUCUCUCAAGGUACAUUACAUCGUAUAUUCUGCAUUUGUCUCCAGAAACUCUAAGUUGUUUAAAGUUAAAAUCAGUCAGAAAUUCUGUCUCUUCACCAAUUUUUGUACAUUCUUUUUUCUUAACGAAGUCAUUCUCAUGUUCAUCAGUUAGUGACCAAAUAAAGUCAUGUGCUCUGUCUCUAAAUUAUUCAAAAUCUUCUACAGGACUCUCCAAGGAUGUUUGGGCUUAAAACUUUUGGUUAUGUUUAUAAUAUAUUAUCUCUAUUUUUACU
Glycine soja is the source of this 2131-nucleotide messenger RNA. RefSeq names its product U-box domain-containing protein 9-like. Gene Ontology annotation, molecular function: ubiquitin-protein transferase activity; protein binding. Gene Ontology annotation, cellular component: nucleus; cytoplasm. Gene Ontology annotation, biological process: protein ubiquitination. The record is from RefSeq and is a predicted model, not a curated record. The transcript is spliced from 2 exons. The coding region runs from base 461 to 1846 and encodes 461 amino acids. Lineage: Eukaryota; Viridiplantae; Streptophyta; Magnoliopsida; Fabales; Fabaceae.